This is a messenger RNA of Cyprinus carpio (common carp), 18196 nucleotides long. Its product is annotated as neuroblast differentiation-associated protein AHNAK-like. Gene Ontology annotation, cellular component: costamere; cytoplasm; nucleus. Gene Ontology annotation, molecular function: protein binding; oxidoreductase activity. NCBI's taxonomy places the organism in Eukaryota, Metazoa, Chordata, Actinopteri, Cypriniformes, Cyprinidae. The record is from RefSeq and is a predicted model, not a curated record. Gene Ontology annotation, biological process: regulation of RNA splicing.
CCUUCUUCUCCAGAGAAGUACUCCACAGACCAAGCCCAAACUCUGCCAUUCUCCAUAGCCCGGAGUUACAAGCACACUGAGAAAACCCAGCACGAAUGUGAGAGGAAGAGAGUGACAGAGAGAGAGCGCAAGUGACAAAAUAAAUAAUAAAACCAGAAAAAAAUAAAGUGAGGCUUCGCGCCUCGAGAAAGAACGAGAGAAUACGUUCAAGUUUAGUUUAGAAAGCGUGGUGGAAAACUUUUCUGGGCUGUGGCAGAAAGCUGUGGACCGCGGAAGAUGCCAGAGCAGAGGUGUUGAACUUUCCAGGAAAGAACAAGGGCUGACACGGUCCACACUAGGGGACAGGUGAAGAAGUAACACGUUUAGAGAUGGCUGACGAGCAGGACACAAGGGAAGUGCUUUUCCCACAGUGGACAGGCACUGAUAAGCUUGGGCUCACCAUAGAACAAAAAGGUCAAGGAGAGAUUUUUGUCAAAGAGGUGAAAGAUGAGUCCCCUGCUGCUCAUACUGGGAAAGUAUACGAAGGUGACCAAAUUGUGGGGGCCACCAUUUACUUUGACAACAUGAGCUCAGAAGAAACGGCUGAACUGUUAAAGACUCUUAACCGACAUAAGGUUGGACUAAAAUUACAAAAUAAGUCUGGAGACAAGUCACCUUGCCGUUCUCCAAUGGGGACAUUGUCACGGGAAGGACGUGGAGGGUCUAGUUCAGACAUUCUUCUGAGUGGGGAUGAUGAAGAUUACAAGAGAAUCUACACUAAGAAGAUUAAACCUAGACUAAAGUCAGAGGAUCUUGCUGAGGGUGUUGAUGUGCGCACAGAACGUCACAGCAGCACAAGCAGUGAUGGUUGCACCAUUACUACAAUCACUCGUCGAAUAACUACCUACACUGUGGAUGUGCCUGGGGAGACUAGUCAGCAGAUUGAUCACUCAAACCCUGAUUUCAAAAUUCAGGUCUUGCAGCAUGAGCAGUCAGAGGGAGAUUCUACUCAAAUCAGAUUACCACAUAGUAGCCUUGUUAGUGGUGCACACGGAGCUAUAAAAAUGGGGGACAUAACUCUUAGUGGGCCCCAUGUCACUGGCUCCACUGUGAAGCACUCUAGCACAGGAUCUUUAGAAGCAACAAGUGAAUUAGAUGGUAGUGGGAAAGAGAUUAUAAUUAAUGUGUCAGACACUGGACUGUCAGGUGGUAGAGGACAGAAGGUGAUAGAACAUUUUGGAAAGACUGAAGCUUCUGCAGGCAGUAGUGAUCUCUCUGGCAAAGUAACCAUGGGGUUAGACAAAGACGUGAGAAAUAUUUCUUCUCCAGUGGAAGCUGGUUUUAAAGCUUCAAGUAUGAUGGGAGGAACUGAGGUUGCUACAUUAAAGGGCCCUGUUCUGAACACUCGCGUUUCAGGUUUUUCCAUUAGUGGAGAUACAGGGGGCAGUAUUGGCAGGGAAUCUUCGUCUGAAGAGCAUAAGGAUGGGUCUGCUGAUAAAACAAAACUGUCUAAAGUUACCAUAGAUGUGCAAAGGCCCAAGGAAGGUCAAAAUGUAGAAGUGAAUUUUAACACUCAAAAUCUUAAAGAUGUUAGUCAGAGAGGUUUCACCAUAACUGGGAAUCAGGAAAUGUCAGCUCGGGUUCAGGAACCUGAUACAGUAGUAAGUCUACCUAAAGCUGAUGUAAAAAUCACACCACCAGAUAUGGACGUCAGGGGUCCAGAGCUUCACUUUAAAGGACAUGAGCGUACAGUCAAAGAUGUCAAAUUUGAUGCGCCAUCAGUCACUGGUCAAAUUUCUAUGCCAGAUGUGGAUUUAAAUCUCAAAGGACAAAAAGUGAAAGGAGAUGUUAAUGUGUCCAUUCCGAAUGUUGAAGGGAAUGUUGCAACUUCAAAAGUUGAAAUUAAAAGGCCAGAUCUCGAGGGUACCAAAGGUGACUUUACUGUUACAAAGGUCAAAAUGUCCUCAUUUGGAAUAAAAACUUCAGAAGUAAGGUGUCCUGAUGCUGAUGUAAAUCUCGUGAAAGCCAAAAUGGAGAUUAAAGCACCAAAUGUGGAUAUCAAGAGUCCAGAGCUUAAUGUUGAGAGAUCUGAAAUAAAAGUCAAUGAUUCUGAAAUCAAGAUGCCACCAGUCUCCGGUCCUAAGAUUGAGGUGUCUGACGUGAACUUAAAUGUAAAAGGGUCAACAUUGAAAGGUGACUUAAAUCUGAAAGGCCCAAAACUAAAAAGUGAUGUUGAUGUGUCUUUUCCAAAAGUAGAAGGAGAUAUUAAAGCAUCAAAAGUUGAAAUUGAAGGCCCUGAACUUGAAGGACCUGAGGGUGGUUUCAAGAUGCCAAAGAUCAAAAUGCCAUCAUUUGGACUGAAAGGUCCAAAAGUGGAGGGUACAGAUGUUGAUGUGAAAAUCCCUGAAGCCGGAGUUAAGGCACCAGAUCUGGACAUCAAAGCUCCAGAGGUAGACAUUGAAGGACCUGAGGGAAAAAUCAAGGGCCCCAAAUUCACGAUGCCAUCAGUCUCUGGUCCAAAGGUUUCUAUGCCAGACGUUGACUUCAAUCUAAAAGGUCAAAAACUGAAAGGUGAUGUUGACGUGUCCGUUCCAAAAGUGGAAGGAGAUAUUAAAGCACCAAAAGUUGAAAUUGAAGGCCCAGACAUUGAAGGACCUGAGGGUGGUUUUAAGAUUCCAAAGAUCAAAAUGCCAUCAUUUGGACUGAAGGGUCCAAAAGUGGAGGGUACAGAUGUUGAUGUGAAAAUCCCUAAAGCCGAUAUUGAAGUUAAGGCACAAGAUCUGGACAUCAAAGCUCCAGAGUUAGACAUUAAAGGACCUGAGGGAAUAAUCAAGGGCCCCAAAUUCACGACGCCAUCAAUCUCUGGUCCAAAGGUUUCUAUGCCAGACGUUGACUUCAAUCUAAAAGGUCCAAAACUGAAAGGUGAUGUUGACGUGUCCGUUCCAAAAGUGGAAGGAGAUAUUAAAGCACCAAAAGUUGAAAUUGAAGGCCCAGACAUUGAAGGACCUGAGGGUGGUUUUAAGAUUCCAAAGAUCAAAAUGCCAUCAUUCGGAAUUAAGGGUCCAAAACUGGAGGGUCCAGAUGUUGAUGUGAAAAUCCCUAAAGCCGAUAUUGACAUUAAGGCACCAGAUGUGGACAUCAAAGCUCCAGAGGUUGACAUUGAAGGACCUGAGGGAAAAAUCAAGGGCCCCAAAUUCAAGAUGCCAUCAGUCUCUGGUCCAAAGAUUUCUAUGCCAGAUGUUGACUUCAAUCUGAAAGGUCCAAAACUAAAAGGUGAUGUUGACGUGUCUGUUCCAAAAGUGGAAGGAGAUAUCAAAGCACCGAAAGUGGAAAUUGAAGGCCCGGAAAUUGCAGGACCUGAAGGUGGUUUUAAGAUGCCAAAGAUCAAAAUGCCAUCAUUUGGAAUGAAGGGUCCAAAACUGGAGGGUCCAGAUGUUGAUGUGAAAAUCCCUAAAGCCGAUAUUGACAUUAAGGCACCAGAUGUGGACAUCAAAGCUCCAGAGUUUGACAUUGAAGGACCCGAGGGAAAAAUCAAGGGCCCCAAAUUCAAGAUGCCAUCAGUCUCUGGUCCGAAGAUUUCUAUGCCAGACGUUGACUUCAAUCUGAAAGGUCCAAAACUGAAAGGUGAUGUUGACGUGUCUGUUCCAAAAGUGGAAGGAGAUAUUAAAGCAGCAAAAGUGAAAAUUGAAGGCCCAGAAAUUGAAGGACCAGAGGGAGGUUUUAAGAUGCCAAAGAUCAAAAUGCCAUCAUUUGGAAUGAAGGGUCCAAAACUUGAGGGUCCAGAUGUUGAUGUGAAAAUCCCUAAAGCUGAUAUUGACAUUAAGGCACCAGAUGUGGACAUCAAAGCUCCAGAGGUUGACAUUGAAGGACCUGAGGGAAAAAUCAAGGGCCCCAAAUUCAAAAUGCCAUCGGUCUCUGGUCCAAAGAUUUCAAUGCCAGACGUUGACUUCAAUCUGAAAGGUCCAAAACUGAAAGGUGAUGUUGACGUGUCUGUUACAAAAGUGGAAGGAGAUAUUAAAGCACCGAAAGUGGAAAUUGAAGGCCCAGAAAUUGCAGGACCAGAGGGUGGUUUUAAGAUGCCAAAGAUCAAAAUGCCAUCAUUUGGAAUGAAGGGUCCAAAACUGGAGGGUCCAGAUCUUGAUGUGAAAAUCCCUAAAGCCGAUAUUGACAUUAAGGCACCAGAUGUGGACAUCAAAGCUCCAGAGGUUGACAUUGAAGGACCCGAGGGAAAAAUCAAGGGCCCUAAAUUCAAGAUGCCAUCAAUCUCUGGUCCAAAGAUUUCUAUGCCAGACGUUGACUUCAAUCUUAAAGGUCCAAAACUGAAAGGUGAUGUUGACGUGUCCAUUCCAAAAGUGGAAGGAGAUAUUAAAGCACCGAAAGUGAAAAUUGAAGGCCCAGAAAUGGAAGGACCUGAGGGUGGUUUUAAGAUGCCAAAGAUCAAAAUGCCAUCAUUCGGAAUGAAGGGUCCAAAACUUGAGGGUCCAGAUGUUGAUGUGAAAAUCCCUAAAGCUGAUAUUGACAUUAAGGCACCAGAUGUGGACAUCAAAGCUCCAGAGGUUGACAUUGAAGGACCUGAGGGAAAAAUCAAGGGCCCCAAAAUCAAAAUUCCAUCAAUCUCUGGUCCAAAGAUUUCAAUGCCAGAUGUUGACUUCAAUCUGAAAGGUCCAAAACUGAAAGGUGAUGUUGACGUGUCUGUUCCAAAAGUGGAAGGAGAUAUUAAAGCACCGAAAGUGGAAAUUGAAGGCCCAGAAAUUACAGUACCUGAGGGUGGUUUUAAGAUGCCAAAGAUCAAAAUGCCAUCAUUCGGAAUGAAGGGUCCAAAACUGGAGGGUCCAGAUGUUGAUGUGAAAAUCCCUAAAGCCGAUAUUGACAUUAAGGCACCAGAUGUGGACAUCAAAGCUCCAGAGGUUGACAUUGAAGGACCUGAGGGAAAAAUCAAGGGCCCCAAAUUCAAGAUGCCAUCAGUCUCUGGUCCAAAGAUUUCUAUGCCAGAUGUUGACUUCAAUCUGAAAGGUCCAAAACUGAAAGGUGAUGUUGACGUGUCUGUUCCAAAAGUGGAAGGAGAUAUUAAAGCACCGAAAGUGGAAAUUGAAGGCCCGGAAAUUGCAGGACCUGAAGGUGGUUUUAAGAUGCCAAAGAUCAAAAUGCCAUCAUUUGGAAUGAAGGGUCCAAAACUGGAGGGUCCAGAUGUUGAUGUGAAAAUCCCUAAAGCCGAUAUUGACAUUAAGGCACCAGAUGUGGACAUCAAAGCUCCAGAGAUUGACAUUGAAGGACCCGAGGGAAAAAUCAAGGGCCCCAAAUUCAAGAUGCCAUCAGUCUCUGGUCCAAAGAUUUCUAUGCCAGACGUUGACUUCAAUCUGAAAGGUCCAAAACUGAAAGGUGAUGUUGACGUGUCUGUUCCAAAAGUGGAAGGAGAUAUUAAAGCACCGAAAGUGAAAAUUGAAGGCCCAGAAAUGGAAGGACCUGAGGGUGGUUUUAAGAUGCCAAAGAUCAAAAUGCCAUCAUUUGGAAUGAAGGGUCCAAAACUGGAGGGUCCAGAUCUUGAUGUGAAAAUUCCAAAAGCCGAUAUUGACAUUAAGGCACCAGAUGUAGACAUCAAUGCUCCAGAGGUUGAUAUUGAAGGACCCGAGGGAAAAAUCAAGGGCCCAAAAUUCAAGAUGCCAUCAGUCUCUGGCCCAAAGAUUUCUAUGCCAGACGUUGACUUCAAUCUGAAAGGUUCAAAACUGAAAGGUGAUGUUGACGUGUCCGUUCCAAAAGUGGAAGGAGAUAUUAAAGCACCGAAAGUGAAAAUUGAAGGCCCAGAAAUGGAAGGACCUGAGGGUGGUUUUAAGAUGCCAAAGAUCAAAAUGCCAUCAUUCGGAAUGAAGGGUCCAAAACUGGAGGGUCCAGAUCUUGAUGUGAAAAUUCCAAAAGCUGAUAUUGACAUUAAGGCACCAGAUGUAGACAUCAAAGCUCCUGAGAUUGACAUUGAAGGACCCGAGGGAAAAAUCAAGGGCCCCAAAUUCAAGAUGCCAUCAGUCUCUGGUCCAAAGAUUUCAAUGCCAGAUGUUGACUUCAAUCUGAAAGGUCCAAAACUGAAAGCUGAUGUUGACGUGUCUGUUCCAAAAGUGGAAGGAGAUAUUAAAGCAGCAAAAGUGAAAAUUGAAGGCCCAGAAAUUGAAGGACCAGAGGGAGGUUUUAAGAUGCCAAAGAUCAAAAUGCCAUCAUUUGGAAUGAAGGGUCCAAAACUGGAGGGUCCAGAUGUUGAUGUGAAAAUCCCUAAAGCCGAUAUUGACAUUAAGGCACCAGAUGUGGACAUCAAAGCUCCAGAGAUUGACAUUGAAGGACCCGAGGGAAAAAUCAAGGGCCCCAAAUUCAAGAUGCCAUCAGUCUCUGGUCCAAAGAUUUCAAUGCCAGAUGUUGACUUCAAUCUGAAAGGUCCAAAACUGAAAGGUGAUGUUGACGUGUCCGUUCCAAAAGUGGAAGGAGAUAUUAAAGCACCGAAAGUGAAAAUUGAAGGCCCAGAAAUGGAAGGACCUGAGGGUGGUUUUAAGAUGCCAAAGAUCAAAAUGCCAUCAUUCGGAAUGAAGGGUCCAAAACUGGAGGGUCCAGAUGUUGAUGUGAAAAUUCCAAAGGCUGAUAUUGACAUUAAGGCACCAGAUGUGGACAUCAAAGCUCCAGAGAUUGACAUUGAAGGACCCGAGGGAAAAAUCAAAGGCCCGAAAUUCAAGAUGCCAUCAGUCUCUGGUCCAAAGAUUUCUAUGCCAGACGUUGACUUCAAUCUGAAAGGUCCAAAACUGAAAGGUGAUGUUGACGUGUCCGUUCCAAAAGUGGAAGGAGAUAUUAAAGCACCGAAAGUGGAAAUUGAAGGCCCAGAAAUUGAAGGACCUGAGGGAGGUUUUAAGAUGCCAAAGUUCAAAAUGCCAUCAUUUGGAAUGAAGGGUCCAAAACUGGAGGGUCCAGAUCUUGAUGUGAAAAUUCCAAAAGCCGAUAUUGACAUUAAGGCACCAGAUGUGGACAUCAAAGCUCCAGAGGUUGACAUUGAAGGACCUGAGGGAAAAAUCAAGGGCCCCAAAUUCAAAAUGCCAUCCGUCUCUGGUCCAAAGAUUUCAAUGCCAGAUGUUGACUUCAAUCUGAAAGGUCCAAAACUGAAAGGUGAUGUUGACGUGUCCGUUCCAAAAGUGGAAGGAGAUAUUAAAGCACCGAAAGUGGAAAUUGAAGGCCCAGAAAUUGAAGGACCUGAGGGUGGUUUUAAGAUGCCAAAGUUCAAAAUGCCAUCAUUUGGAAUGAAGGGUCCAAAACUGGAGGGUCCAGAUCUUGAUUUGAAAAUUCCAAAAGCCGAUGUUGACAUUAAGGCACCAGAUGUGGACAUCAAAGCUCCAGAGUUUGACAUUGAAGGACCCGAGGGAAAAAUCAAGGGCCCCAAAUUCAAGAUGCCAUCAGUCUCUGGUCCAAAGAUUUCUAUGCCAGACGUUGACUUCAAUCUUAAAGGACCAAAACUGAAAGGUGAUGUUGAUGUUUCUGUUCCAAAAGUGGAAGGAGAUAUUAAAGCACCAAAAGUGGAAAUUGAAGGCCCAGAUAUUGAAGGACCUGAGGGAGGUUUUAAGAUGCCAAAGUUCAAAAUGCCAUCAUUCGGAAUGAAGGGUCCAAAACUGGAGGGUCCAGAUCUUGAUGUGAAUCCAAAAGCCGAUAUUGACAUUAAGGCACCAGAUGUGGACAUCAAAGCUCCAGAGUUUGACAUUGAAGGACCUGAGGGAAAAAUCAAGGGCCCCAAAUUCAAAAUGCCAUCCGUCUCUGGUCCAAAGAUUUCAAUGCCAGAUGUUGACUUCAAUUUGAAAGGUCCAAAACUGAAAGGUGAUGUUGACGUGUCUGUUCCAAAAGUGGAAGGAGAUAUUAAAGCACCGAAAGUGGAAAUUGAAGGCCCAGAAAUUGAAGGACCUGAGGGAGGUUUUAAGAUGCCAAAGUUCAAAAUGCCAUCAUUUGGAAUGAAGGGUCCGAAACUGGAGGGUCCAGAUCUUGAUGUGAAAAUUCCAAAAGCCAAUGUUGACAUCAAUGCUCCAGAAUUUGACAUUGAAGGACCCGAGGGAAAAAUCAAGGGCCCCAAAUUCAAGAUGCCAUCAGUCUCUGGUCCAAAGAUUUCUAUGCCAGACGUUGACUUCAAUCUGAAAGGUCCAAAACUGAAAGGUGAUGUUGAUGUGUCCGUUCCAAAAGUGGAAGGAGAUAUUAAAGCACCAAAAGUGGAAAUUGAAGGCCCGGAAAUUGAGGGACCUGAGGGUGGUUUUAAGAUGCCAAAGUUCAAAAUGCCAUCAUUCGGAAUGAAGGGUCCAAAACUGGAGGGUCCAGAUGUUGAUGUGAAAAUCCCUAAAGCUGAUAUUGAUAUUAAGGCACCAGAUGUUGAUAUCAAAGCUCCAGAGUUUGACAUUGAAGGACCUGAGGGAAAAAUCAAGGGCCCAAAAUUCAAGAUGCCAUCUAUCUCUGGUCCAAAGAUUUCUAUGCCAGACGUUGACUUCAAUCUGAAAGGUCCAAAAUUGAAAGGCGAUGUUGACGUAUCUGUUCCAAAAGUGGAAGGAGAUAUUAAAGCACCAAAAGUGGAAAUUGAAGGCCCAGAAAUGGAAGGACCUGAGGGAGGUCUUAAGAUGCCAAAGUUCAAAAUGCCAUCAUUCGGAAUGAAGGGUCCAAAACUGGAGGGUCCAGAUCUUGAUGUGAAAAUUCCAAAAGCCGAUGUUGACAUUAAGGCACCAGAAAUUGACAUCAAUGCUCCAGAGUUUGACAUUGAAGGACCCGAGGGAAAAAUCAAGGGCCCAAAAUUCAAGAUGCCAUCAAUCUCUGGUCCAAAGAUUUCUAUGCCAGACGUUGACUUCAAUCUGAAAGGUCCUAAACUGAAAGGUGAUGUUGAUGUGUCUGUUCCAAAAGUGGAAGGAGAUAUUAAAGCACCAAAAGUGGAAAUUGAAGGCCCAGAUAUUGAAGGACAUGAGGGAGGUUUUAAGAUGCCAAAGUUCAAAAUGCCAUCAUUCGGAAUGAAGGGUCCAAAACUGGAGGGUCCAGAUGUUGAUGUGAAAAUCCCUAAAGCUGAUAUUGACAUUAAGGCACCAGAUGUGGACAUCAGUGCUCCAGAGUUUGACAUUGAAGGACCUGAGGGAAAAAUCAAGGGCCCCAAAUUCAAAAUGCCAUCACUCUCUGGUCCAAAGAUUUCUAUGCCAGAUGUUGACUUCAAUCUGAAAGGUCCUAAACUGAAAGGUGAUGUUGAUGUGUCUGUUCCGAAAGUGGAAGGAGAUAUUAAAGCACCAAAAGUGGAAAUUGAAGGCCCAGAUGUUGAAGGACCUGAGGGAGGUUUUAAGAUGCCAAAGUUCAAAAUGCCAUCAUUCGGAAUGAAGGGUCCAAAACUGGAGGGUCCAGAUGUUGAUGUGAAAAUCCCUAAAGCUGAUUUUAACAUUAAGGCACCAGAUGUUGACAUCAAUGUUUCAGAGUUUGACAUUGAAGGACCUGAGGGCAAAAUCAAGGGCCCAAAAUUCAAGAUGCCAUCUAUCUCUGGUCCAAAGAUUUCUAUGCCAGAUGUUGACUUCAAUCUGAAAGGUCCAAAAUUGAAAGGCGAUGUUGAUGUGUCUGUUCCAAAAAUGGAAGGAGAUAUCAAAGCACCAAAAGUGGAAAUUGAAGGCCCGGAAAUUGAGGGACCUGAGGGUGGUUUUAAGAUGCCAAAGAUCAAAAUGCCAUCAUUCGGCAUGAAGGGUCCAAAACUGGAGGGUCCAGAUGUUGAUGUGAAAAUCCCUAAAGCCGAUAUUGACAUUAAAGCACCAGAUUUGGACAUCAGUGCUCCAGAGUUUGACAUUGAAGGACCUGAGGGAAAAAUUAAGGGCCCCAAAUUCAAAAUGCCAUCACUCUCUGGUCCAAAGAUUUCUAUGCCAGAUGUUGACUUCAAUCUGAAAGGUCCAAAACUGAAAGGUGAUGUUGACGUGUCUGUUCCAAAAGUGGAAGGAGAUAUUAAAGCACCAAAAAUGGAAAUUGAAGGCCCAGACAUUGAAGGACCUGAGGGAGGUUUUAAGAUGCCAAAGUUCAAAAUGCCAUCAUUCGGAAUGAAGGGUCCAAAACUGGAGGGUCCAGAUGUUGAUGUGAAAAUCCCUAAAGCUGAUAUUGACAUUAAGGCACCAGAUGUUGACAUCAAAGCUCCAGAGUUUGACAUUGAAGGACCUGAGGGAAAAAUCAAGGGCCCAAAGUUAAAGAUGCCAUCUGUCUCUGGUCCAAAGAUUUCUAUGCCAGACAUUGAUUUCAAUCUGAAAGGUCCAAAAUUGAAAGGCGAUGUUGAUGUGUCUGUUCCAAAAGUGGAAGGAGAUAUUAAAGCACCAAAACUGGAAAUUGAAGGCCCAGAAAUUGAGGGACCUGAGGGUGGUUUUAAGAUGCCAAAGAUCAAAAUGCCAUCAUUUGGAAUGAAGGGUUCAAAACUGGAGGGUCCAGAUGUUGAUGUGAAAAUCCCUAAAGCUGAUAUUGACAUUAAGGCACCAGAUGUGGACAUCAGUGCUCCAGAGUUUGACAUUGAAGGACCUGAGGGAAAAAUCAAGGGCCCAAAAUUCAAGAUGCCAUCAAUCUCUGGUCCAAAGAUUUCUAUGCCAGACGUUGACUUCAAUCUGAAAGGUCCAAAACUGAAAGGUGAUGUUGAUGUAUCGGUUCCAAAAGUGGAAGGAGAUAUUAAAGCACCAAAAGUGGAAAUUGAAGGCCCCGAUAUUGAAGGACCUGAGGGAGGUUUUAAGAUGCCAAAGUUCAAAAUGCCAUCAUUCGGAAUGAAGGGUCCAAAACUGGAGGGUCCAGAUGUUGAUGUGAAAAUCCCUAAAGCUGAUAUUGACAUUAAGGCACCAGAUGUGGACAUCAGUGCUCCAGAGUUUGACAUUGAAGGACCUGAGGGAAAAAUCAAGGGCCCCAAAUUCAAGAUGCCAUCAAUCUCUGGUCCAAAGAUGUCUAUGCCAGAUGUUGACCUAAAUCUGAAAGGUCCAAAACUUAAAGGUGAUGUUGAUGUGUCUGUUCCAAAAGUGGAAGGAGAUAUUAAAGCACCAAAAAUAGAAAUUGAAGGCCCAGAAAUUGAAGGACCUGAGGGUGGUUUUAAGAUGCCAAAGAUCAAAAUGCCAUCAUUUGGAAUGAAGGGUUCAAAACUGGAGGGUCCAGAUGUUGAUGUGAAAAUCCCUAAAGCUGAUAUUGACAUUAAGGCACCAGAUGUUGAUAUCAAAGCUCCAGAGUUUGACAUUGAAGGACCUGAGGGCAAAAUCAAGGGCCCAAAAUUUAAGAUGCCAUCUAUCUCUGGUCCAAAGAUUUCUAUGCCAGAUGUUGACUUUAAUCUGAAAGGUCCAAAACUGAAAGGUGAUGUAGACGUGUCCGUUCCAAAACUGGAAGGAGAAAUUAAAGCACCAGAAAUGAACAUUAAGGGUCCAGAACUUGAUAUUGAAGGACCAGAGGGAAAAAUCAAGGGCUCCAAAUUCAAGAUGCCCACCAUCUCUGGUCCAAAGAUUUCUAUGCCUGAUGUGGAUUUAAAUUUAAAAGGUCCAAAAUUGAAAGGUGAUGUUGAUGUUUCAAUUCCAAAAGUUGAAGGAGACAUCAAAACGCCAGAUUUGGGUAUCAAGGGGCCAGAACUUGACAUUGAUUUACCAGAAGGAAAAAUCAAAGGCCCAAAAGUGAAGAUGCCAUCAGUAUCUGUUCCUGGAGGUCCAAAUGUUGACGUUAAUUUUCCAGAAACAAAUGUCAAGAAGCCUAAGGGAGGAUUCAAGAUGCCAAAAUUUAAAAUGCCAAAGUUCGGUUUUAAGUCACCCAAAGGAGAAAUUGAUGUAAGCGUACCUAGUGGUGACAUUGGUAUUAAAUCAUCUGAUAUUGACAUCAAAACUCCUGAUCUUGAUGUUGAGGGACCUGACGGACAAACCAAGGGCACCAAAUUCAAAAUGCCUUCUUUAUCUGGUCCAAAGAUGUCUAUGCCAGAUGUAGACUUCAGCUUGAAAAGUCCAAAAGUCAAGGGUGAUAUUGAUGUUUCUGGACCCAAGAUUGCAGGUGACAUAAAGGCUCCAAAAGUGGACAUUGAAGGUCCUGAUGUUGAUAUAGAGGGCCCAGAAGGUGGCAUCAAAAUGCCUAAAAUCAAAAUGCCAUCAUUUGGGCUCAAAGGUCCUAAAGUGGAGGGCCCGGAUGUUGACCUCAAUCUCCCCAAAGCAGAUGUUGACAUUAAAGGACCUGAAAUUGACAUCAAAACUCCUGAUCUUGACAUUGAAGGACCUGAAGGAAAAAUUAAAGGUCCCAAGUUCAAAAUGCCUUCCAUAUCAGGUCCAAAGAUCUCUAUGCCAGAUGUCAACUUAAAAGGCCCCAAAGUCAAGGGUGAUAUGAAUGUUUCCUUACCAAAGUUUUCAGGUGACAUAAAGGCACCAAAAGUGGACAUUGAAGGUCCUGAUGUUGAUAUCGAGGGCCCAGAAGGUGGCAUCAAGAUGCCUAAAAUAAAAAUGCCGUCAUUUGGGCUCAAAGGUCCUAAAGGGGAGGGCCCAGAUGUUGACAUCAAUCUCCCCAAAGCAGAUGUUGACAUUAAAGGACCUGAAAUUGACAUAAAAACUCCUGAUCUUGACAUUGAAGGACCUGAGGGGAAAAUCAAAGGUCCCAAGUUUAAAAUGCCUUCCAUAUCAGGUCCAAAAAUAUCCAUGCCAGAUGUAGACUUCAACUUGAAAAGUCCAAAAGUCAAGGGUGAUUUGGAUGUUUCAGUACCAAAGAUUUCAGGGGACAUAAAAGCUCCAAAAGUGGACAUUGAAGGUCCUGAUGUUGAUAUCGGGAGCCUGGAAGGUGGCUUCAAGAUGCCUAAAAUCAAAAUGCCAUCAUUUGGACUCAAAGGUCCUAAAGUGGAGGGCCCAGAUGUCGACAUCAAUCUUCCCAAAGCAGAUGUUGACAUCAAAGGACCUGAAAUUGAUGUUAACGCUCCUGAUCUUGACAUCGAGGGACCUGAGGGGAAAAUCAAAGGUCCCAAGUUCAAAAUGCCUUCCAUAUCAGGUCCGAAAUUCUCUAUGCCAGAUGUCAACUUAAAAGGCCCAAAAGUCAAAGGUGAUAUGGAUGUUUCAGUACCAAAGAUUUCAGGGGACAUAAAGGCACCAAAAGUGGACAUUGAAGGUCCUGAUGUUGAUAUUGAGGGCCCGGAAGGUGGCUUCAAGAUGCCUAAAAUGAAAAUGCCAUCAUUUGGACUCAAAGGUCCUAAAGUGGAGGGGCCAGAUGUCGACAUCAAUCUCCCCAAAGCAGAUGUUGACAUCAAAGGACCUGAAAUUGAUGUUAACGCUCCUGAUCUUGACAUCGAGGGACCUGAGGGAAAAAUCAAAGGUCCCAAGUUCAAAAUGCCUUCCAUAUCAGGUCCGAAAUUCUCUAUGCCAGAUGUCAACUUAAAAGGCCCCAAAGUCAAAGGUGAUAUGGAUGUUUCAGUACCAAAGAUUUCAGGGGACAUAAAGGCACCAAAAGUGGACAUUGAAGGUCCUGAUGUUGAUAUUGAGGGCCCGGAAGGUGGCUUCAAGAUGCCUAAAAUGAAAAUGCCAUCAUUUGGACUCAAAGGUCCUAAAGUGGAGGGCCCAGAUGUCGACAUCAAUCUCCCCAAAGCAGAUAUUGACAUCAAAGGACCUGAAAUUGAUGUUAACGCUCCUGAUCUUGACAUCGAGGGACCUGAGGGGAAACUCAAAGGUCCCAAGUUCAAAAUGCCUUCCAUAUCAGGUCCAAAGUUCUCUAUGCCAGAUGUCAACUUAAAAGGCCCCAAAGUCAAAGGUGAUAUGGAUGUUUCAGUACCAAAGAUUUCAGGGGACAUAAAGGCACCAAAAGUGGACAUUGAAGGUCCUGAUGUUGAUAUUGAGGGCCCGGAAGGUGGCUUCAAGAUGCCUAAAAUGAAAAUGCCAUCAUUUGGACUCAAAGGUCCUAAAGUGGAGGGCCCAGAUGUCGACAUCAAUCUCCCCAAAGCAGAUGUUGACAUCAAAGGACCUGAAAUUGAUGUUAACGCUCCUGAUCUUGACAUCGAGGGACCUGAGGGGAAAAUCAAAGGUCCCAAGUUCAAAAUGCCUUCCAUAUCAGGUCCAAAAUUCUCUAUGCCAGAUGUCAACUUAAAAGGCCCCAAAGUCAAAGGUGAUAUGGAUGUUUCCGUACCAAAGAUUUCAGGGGACAUAAAAUCACCAAAAGUGGACAUUGAAGGUCCUGAAGUUGAUAUUGAAGGCCCGGAAGGUGGCUUCAAGAUGCCUAAAAUCAAAAUGCCAUCAUUUGGACUGAAAGGUCCUAAAAUGGAGGGCCCAGAUGUUGACAUUAAUCUCCCCAAAGCAGAUGUUGACAUUAAAGGACCUGAAAUUGACAUCAAAACUCCUGAUCUUGACAUUGAAGGACCAGAGGGGAAAAUCAAAGGUCCCAAGUUUAAAAUGCCUUCCAUGUCAGGUCCAAAAAUCUCUAUGCCAGAUGUCAACUUAAAAGGCCCCAAAGUCAAAGGUGAUAUGAAUGUUUCAGUACCUAAGAUUUCGGGGGAAAUAAAGGCACCAAAAGUGGACAUUGAAGGUCCUGAUGUUGAUAUUGAGGGCCUGGAAGGUGGCUUCAAGAUGCCUAAAAUCAAAAUGCCAUCAUUUGGACUCAAAGGUCCUAAAGUGGAGGGCCCAGAUGUCGACAUCAAUCUCCCCAAAGCAGAUGUUGACAUAAAAGGACCAGAAAUUGACAUCAAAUCUCCUGAUCUUGACAUUGAAGGACCUGAGGGGAAAAUCAAAGGUCCCAAGUUUAAAAUGCCUUCCAUAUCAGGUCCAAAAAUCUCCAUGCCAGAUGUAGACUUCAACUUGAAAAGUCCAAAAGUCAAGGGUGAUUUGGAUGUUUCUGUACCAAAGAUUUCAGGGGACAUAAAAGCUCCAAAAGUGGACAUUGAAGGUCCUGAUGUUGAUAUUGAGGGCCCAGAAGGUGGCUUCAAGAUGCCUAAAAUGAAAAUGCCAUCAUUUGGACUCAAAGGUCCUAAAGUGGAGGGUCCAGAUGUUGACAUCAAUCUCCCCAAAGCAGAUAUUGACAUUAAAGGACCAGAAAUUGAUAUUAAAGCUCCUGAUCUUGACAUUGAAGGACCAGAGGGGAAAAUCAAAGGUCCCAAGUUCAAAAUGCCUUCCAUAUCAGGUCCAAAGAUCUCUAUGCCAGAUGUCAACAUAAAAGGCCCCAAAGUCAAGGGUGAUAUGGAUGUUUCCAUACCAAAGAUUUCAGGGGACAUAAAGGCACCAAAAGUGGACAUUGAAGGUCCUGAUGUUGAUAUCGAGGGCCCAGAAGGUGGCAUCAGGAUGCCUAAAAUCAAAAUGCCAUCAUUUGGUCUCAAAGGUCCUAAAGUGGAGGGCCCAGAUGUUGAUGUCAAUCUUCCCAAAGCAAAUGUUGACAUUAAAGGAGGAGAAAUUGAUAUUAAAGCUCCUGAUCUUGACAUUGAAGGACCUGAGGGUGGUUUAAAACAUGUUAAGUUCCCAAAAUUCAAAGGUCCCAACUUUGGAAUUAAUCCUUCAGGUGGCAGUCUUUCAAUACCUGAAAAGGAUAUAGGUGCAAGUAUUGAUGUCAAAAGCCCUGAUGUCAACAUCAGUGGACCAGAUGCAAAUAUCAAGGUCCCAAAAAUGAAAAAAUCUAAAUUUUCGCUUGGAGUUAAGAGCCCAAAAUUAGAUGCAGAUAUUCCUGAUGCUGGUGGUACUUUAGAAGGACCUGAUAUGAACAUAAAUGUGAAAGGAAAGAAAGGUAAAUUCAAAUUGGCCAAAGGGAAGGGGAAGUCUAAAACACUUGAUGGUGAUAUGAAGACUGAAACUGUCAAGUUGGAAACAAAUGAACCUGACCUACAGAUGAAGUCAACCAAAGUUAAGAAACCUCUUUUUGGAAAGUUACAUUUUCCUGAUGUGGAAUUUGACAUCAAAUCUUCAAAAGCUAAAGGUAGUUCACCUGCCUCUGGAACUAUAAAAUCAUCUACUGGUUUGCCUUCUGCAAGCCUUAAAACUGAUAUUCAGACACCAGAUGCUAGUUUGGACAGUCCUGAUUUCAAAACAAAAGGAGGAAAAAUCAAAGUACCAAAAGUCGGCAUCUCUGGCUCUGAAAUAAAAACUCCUGAACUGGUUGUUAGAGAUGCAACUUUAGAGGUUCCAGAAAAGACCUUUCAGUCCCCGGAUGUCAGUGUAGCAGGAUCAGGCAUUAAUGGAAAAGGCAAGGCUAAAAUUGAAUUAGGAGGAAAAAUACAGGAUGUUGAGUUGAGAGUGCCUACUGUAAAUGUCCAUGGUGGUGCUUUAGAUGCUGAUUUAAAUCUCACUGAACAAAAAGGAGUAAAAGGGAGCAUUGAAAUACCAGGCUUUAAUGUAAGAGGACAAAAGGGAGAGACUGCAAGUGGGUUAGACAUGAAGCCAGAUGCAUCAUUAUCUGGUGUGAUGGAGUUCCAAGAAGGUAAUGUAACCUUUCCUAAAAUCAAAGUACCAAAGUUUGGUGUUGCAUUGCCUAAAGUAGAUGGAGAUGAGAUGAGAGUUGAUGUAGGUUCAAGUGAAUUGGCUGCUGGUUCUAAAGUUACAUCCCAAAGUCUGGAAAUGGAGAACACUGAUAUGAAAAGCAGUGGUGGAAAAGUGAAAGUCAAAAUGCCAAAAUUAUUUGUCAAAUCUAAAUCUAAAGGUGGCAGUGCAGCUGAUCUUACCGUUGAGGGAGAAGGUGUUGAUGUUACAAGUAAAGGUGGUGCAAAGGUGUCUAAGGAUUUGAGCCUUAGUUUUGGGGAAUUGACAAGUGGCAAGUUAGCAGUAGAGGGAAGCUCUGGGUUUAAAGUUUCACCAAAAAGUAAAUCUGCCUCCCUUGACCUCUUCAAAAAAACACAUCACUCAUCUUCUGUAAGUGACGAGGGAGGUUUAGCUUCUCCUGUUUCGGCUGAAGGCCACUUACAGGCAGAGGGUGGCAACAUUUCAGGUGAUGUUGGAGAAAAGGCCAAAGGCAAAAAAGGAAAGUUGAAGUUUGCUACAAUUGGAGGAUUUAGCUCAAAAAGUAAAGGUUCAUAUGAAGUGACGGAUGAAAGUGAGGUUAGGAUUGAGGAUGCUGGUGUAGUUGCUCAGUCUUCAAAGAAGUCCAGAAUGUCAUCAUCAUCCAGCAGUGAUAGUGGUUCAAAAGGCAGUUUUCGGUUUCCACAACUCGAAAUAGCGAUGUCACCAAAGAAGUAGUUUUCAUGCUAGUAUCUAUACACAGUACAUUCUCUCUCACACACACACACACACACACACACACACACACACACACACACACACACACACACACACACACACACACACACACACUUUUGUCAGUCUAGAUGACUAUGUAAAUCUGUCUUUCAGUUAAACAAUAGUGCACUGCCAUAUUGAGUUUCUUCAAUUCCCACACAUGUUCUUUACAGGCAUUGAUAUAUAUAAAUAUUUUUUUUUUCUCUGAAUCACAAUUUAACUGUAAAUAAGAGAAAUCUGUUAUGUAAUUUUGUUUUGUAGAUAGGAAAUUCAAAUCCAAUCCAACAAUGUGUGUAGUUAAUAUAAAAAUCUGUCAUCUGAUAACUUGUUCUAUUUUUGUACCUUAGAAAGUUUUGGAACUAUGUUGUCCUUUCUAAAAUUGUCUGGACACAUUUAAAUGCAAGGGGAGUGAUUUUAGUUAGAUUUGAAAGGUUUUUAAAACUUCAGCUUCACUUACAUUAGUAGUGUUGUAUCAUAUGUACUCAUUGCAUAUGAAUAACUAAUUUGAGCAGUGAUAAACCAGAUCUCGGUGAGCACGAUGAAGUUUAAGGACUGUACAAACUGUAAAUAAUUUGAGUCAAAACAGAUACAUGGGAUAACUUUACUGUGUGUCCCAAAUAUUAUGACAGUUCAGAUAUUAUGGAAUUUACACAGAGAUUAUAAUCUUUCAAAGUAUUUAUAUCUAAGACUGUCUUUUUCAAUGAUUGCUUGAAUAUCUUUAAAAUGCACAAUAAGAAGCAGCUGGCAAAAGCUAUGACUUGCUUUGAUUUUUAAUGGUUUCUAAGGCAUUUUUCUUGAUUAUAUUUUCCACAUUUCUUUACAUCCGGUUUACUCUCUCUCUUCCUCUCACUCAAUUUAUUAAAUGCCGUGCUGUCAUGUGGUGAUAUAACUACAGGAAUGCUAAUGCCAAUGGUAAAACAUUAACAUUUUGAAAAGGCAUAAAAUGUGCAUUUGCCCUUGUAAAUAAUGGGACAUUUAGGCUGCAAGUUUCUAACUUUUUUCCCCCUUGUAUCGGUUGCAAAAAUUUUUUUUAAUAAAGUGAACAAUUAUCAAUA